CCUUAUUUGCGUGUACAUCGUCUAUCGUAGUUGAAGUUCGAGUAGAGCUUCCUGUGUCAGUGAUUGUGGGUGUUAAAUGUUUACGUUGAGUUUUAAAUUGAAUAAAUAGAUUUUAAAUAAAUUGUUAUUGAUCUAGGAACAACUGGUAUGUUAAAUAAACUACACAAUUGAGAGAACAUGGCGGAUGAAGACGACACUGGAACGUCUGCUCUAAAGGACAACCCACAAGACACGAUAGCAGUCGAAGAUGUCGCUCUGAAGUAUGUAAACGUUCAGGCGCACGAACAGCUGACUGAGGAAUGGGUACACCUGAAACAAUCAGAGACACAAGAUGAUACCCAACCAAUAAAAGCUAGGUCAAACGACGAUGAGUAUUCUGAUCGCACAGAAACUAGAGAAAAUGCUUUGCCGUUGAGUAUACCCGAUGAUCUGCUUCGUUUGGUGGAUGAUCUAAUGUCCCGGUUAAUAAAAUUGGAAAAUCAAGAUAGGCGUAUAAGUAAGCUUGAAGACUUAGUGAAAGGUAUACAAUCACCAAUCGAGGUCAAAGAGGACUUAGAUAAGAUUGAGAUUGAGACAGGUCGUACAGAUGGAGCUCUUCAUAAGCAAGAUAAUUUGCAAUCUGAAGAUAUUGAAAAAGUGCCACCCAGGCUAGAAGAAUUCCAGCAGAUUCAAAACUUAGAGGAACGUAUAAGAACGCUCGAAGACUUAAUACGACCACAAAUCGUUCAUUCAGAUGUAGUAGAGAAGAUAGAUCAGAAUGACAUGGAGAUAGAGCGUAUAGAUGGAACUCUCAAUCGGCAAGAACAAUUGAACGCCGAGGAAAUAAAAAUCUUGCGACAAUGGAUUCAGGAAACUCCUUGGCAAAUUCAAUUUGCUGAUCAGCGCGGUAUUAACAACCGCAUAAAGGAACUUGAGACCGAAAUGGAGAAAGUUACGAAAGAGAGAGACAACCUGAAAUCAUUAAAUGCCCAGGUUAUUCCAGAGGUAAAGCACCUAAGAAAGGAACAAGACAAAAUUAACAGAGAAAAUAACGAACUAAAUGAAACAAUCAAUUUACUAAAAAACGAUUUGUUAAACAAUCAGAAAGCUCUGAAAACUGCCAGAAAGCAGCUUUCCAAUACUGAGCGCAUCCUUGACGAUUCGAGAAGAACGCACAAUCACAUGAAAGCUGAGUUAGAAGAAAAAGUCGCAUCUCUUGAGAAACAACUAAACACGCUAACUGCCGAACGUGAUGAUUUGAAAAACAGGUACAGCAAGUUGGCUGGUCACAAGCUCACCGAUCAGAAUCCUGACAUAGCGGACCUGAGUGAUCCUAACAGAGCCAUGAAGUUGUCCGAACGCUUCGGGACUCUGUAUGAUGACGAAUGGACGAACGCAUUUGAAGAGCUAAGUGACAAGCUGAAUGUAGAAAAGCAAGAAGCUGUAACAUUUUUACUGCGAUGUUUACAUGAAUGCUGGACUAAAAGUCAGGACUUAGCCUCAGACUGGAUGGCUGCCUUGAAUAAUGCCUUCAUCUUUCCGAUUCAAAAUCCAGAGCCGAAUCAGGACUUUGCUGAUGUCAGGCGGGGUGAGGGGCUUGGGUCAAAGGAGCUACGUGCUAUAAGAGACGCUCGCAGAUUGAUUGGUCCGCACGUUGCAGAUAUGGUGAAACAGCACUGUUUAACACAGAUAUGUCAGGACGAAAAAGAAAAACUAGCUGCGUGCAAACCUUAUUUGGAGAGUUGCGCGGAAAUAUGCUGGCUAAUGGCAUUGGCGGACCCUCCUCUGUACGUUGAUUUUACUGCCCAGCAAGGAGAUGCGUUUGAUUCGACACGCUACACAGUGUAUGAGAAAUCUGGAACGACAAUACACUACUUGGUGUGGCCACCUUUGUACGCCAGCAAGGGUGGGGGAUUAUUGUCAAAGGGAACGGCAGCAACGCUCAGAACAAUAGAGAGAAGCGACCACGAUAAUGCAUAAUGACAGAAGCAUAUUUCAUAUUUGUUUGAUAAAACGUAUCAUUCAGUUUAUGUUCUUGCUAAAUAUAUGGAUAUUUUUAUUUUAUGAGGAACAUGUUUGCUUUUGAUUGUAUGGGUUGUAUUAUUUGUUAACUUUUUUCGGUAAUUUAUAUUAUUUGCGUGGAUGCGACGUGUGAAUUAUAUUUCUUGCGAGUAUUUCAAACGACCAGUCAUGUUUUAAUCAAACGACCAGUCAUGUUUUAAUCAAUAGUAUAAAUGUUAAUUGGUUGUUAAGUGGUAGAUUACGUAUGUGCUUUGACGAAAAACAUCUUAAUAGUAUAUAAUCAUGUUGUCGAAUGUAUUUUAUUAUGGUGUUGAAGCAUGUGCAGAUUAUCGUUGUUUUAGUAACAUUUAUCAGUAUGGAUGAUGUAACAACCUAACUUUUGACAGUUAAUGUUUUUCAUUGAUGGUGGUCAGCAUUUGUCGUUGAUAAUAUGACCCGCGUUAUGCGUAAAUGGGUCUUAUGCCAUAUGUGGCAGCGUCGUUCGAGAGAAGCCUAUGCACCCGCGUAGUAUGGUCAGGAGCUAACAUGUCCGCUUUAAAGUCAUGCAAGGUUUAUCGGGCGAAUGAUCUAACAGCACAGAUUCUGAUAUGUCUGUUCGAAUGCUCUAGCUGGUGUGAACCUACGCUGGCCGCACAUGACAUAAAGUCCUUUUACGCAUGACGCGGAUAAAAUAUGAUAUACAGGCUUGAUUAUUACCUGUUUAAAUUAUACUUUUACUAUAGAGACGUUAAAAGACACAUUGUGAUCUAGUUGUUACUUGUUAACUAUAAUGUGUGUAAGAAGUCAUAUCAAACCAACCAAGAAAUUGUGUGAUAAGAUUAAUUACAAUAAAUAUAAUACUAGAAUGAAA
Messenger RNA from Dreissena polymorpha, 2851 nucleotides. Its product is annotated as citron Rho-interacting kinase-like. The coding region runs from base 178 to 1959 and encodes 593 amino acids. Lineage: Eukaryota; Metazoa; Mollusca; Bivalvia; Myida; Dreissenidae. The transcript is spliced from 12 exons. The record is from RefSeq and is a predicted model, not a curated record.